Contarinia nasturtii (swede midge) is the source of this 2587-nucleotide messenger RNA. RefSeq names its product lactosylceramide 4-alpha-galactosyltransferase-like. Gene Ontology annotation, biological process: glycosphingolipid biosynthetic process. Bases 1008 to 2351 code for a protein of 447 amino acids. The transcript has 3 exons. The record is from RefSeq and is a predicted model, not a curated record. Lineage: Eukaryota; Metazoa; Arthropoda; Insecta; Diptera; Cecidomyiidae. Gene Ontology annotation, molecular function: alpha-1,4-N-acetylgalactosaminyltransferase activity.
UUUAACAAUGAAUCGAUUUCAUAUCCCCGGUCGAUUUCAAUGUAAACUUUUGUGGAUUUUGAUUAUUGUAAUUUUAAGUAGUAUUUGCUUGCAUUAGUGUCGAAUAUGAUUAUGAUAAUGUUAUGUUAUUUAUUUUCAAUCCGUGUUAUAAGCACCAGAACGAUUCGACACAAUCACCCGCAAUCACCAUUCAAUUUUCAUAUUCUUGAUGCAGAAAAACAAACAUUGAACAACUCAAGAAAUUUGACAAUAUUUACUUUCGAAAUAUGAACUUGUGGCGAUAUUCAAUGGACACUCCGAUUAAGGAAUGGGCCAAAAUGUCCGACCAUUUUAGAGCGUUGACUUUGUAUAAAUUUGGCGGUUUAUAUAUGGAUUCGGAUGUGAUCGUACAGAAAAGUCUCGAUGAUUUGGGCGAUGAAGAUUUUGUCGGCGAUGAUUGGGACGAUGUAGUUAAUGACGGUGCACAUGAAUAAUUACGGUGUUGAACGUCUAGUGUCUGGUAGAUACUUGGAAUUAAGUCGAAACACGACGAAAGUUUGUAAAUAAAACACGAUUUUUUUUCACAUUGGGAAAUGAACGUCAUUCCUUCGCGUAUUACUUAUCGACCUUCCAAGCAUUCAAAUUGCACAGUUUGCUCAGAUUUUUGACAUCGUGGGUAAGUUACGAAAACACAAAAUAUAUAUAGUGUAUAUAUGCUUCUUCUUUAUUCUCAUUUUCCAUCUGUUUGCAAUGAAUUGAAGCAGCCUUUGUCAAAAUAUAUGCAAACGGAUGAAAAGGUGAAUAAAGAAUAAUAUGCAAAGCAUGAAGCGUAUACACACAUACUUUCUUCGUGUCUGUGCUUUGUUUCGUGUUUUCGUAACUGACGCACACUGUCAAAACCCAAGGUGAACAAUUCAAUUUGAGUGAUUAGGUUAUGUCAUCUAAUCAAAAAUGAUAUUGCUGGCACGAACAAAUGCAAUUGUGUAUCGUAUAAAUGGAGAUAUAAAUUGAUUGUGAAACACCUGUGCAUGUAUAACUGUGAUCGUCAUUUUUAUUUAACGCUUUUUUUUAUUGAAUUCGUGUUCAAUUUUUCUUUAUGUUAUCUUGUAAUCAAUUUUGUGUUAAAAUUUAUUGAGACGAAUUCAUGGGACUAUUGUUCGGACACUCUUUUCACUCACAUAUUGUUGGUUUCGGUUGUCAUUCAAUUCAAUACAAAAAUGGGCUUGCUUUUGGAUAAAUCGGCUCCAUAUGCCGAUAGGCAUCGCCAAUCAUUUUUCCGUCGAUUUGAAUACUUCAAAUUGGGUACAAAACAGGUUUCCGUUCGAUAUGGACGCAUAUUCUUCAUGAUUUUAUUCAUUAUUUUGGUUUAUUGGAUUUUCAUGAGUUUGUUUAGUGAUGACAAAACUACAAAUUGCUACAAAUAUCCAUUUGAUGGUGCCAUUUCUUCGGCAUUGAGUUCAAUUACCUAUUUCAAAGACAUUUUGGAUGCAAAGAAACAGCCAACGUCCGGAAAGGCGAUAUUCUUCCAUGAAACAUCGUGUCAUCCAAAUGGAAUUGCCAAAUUGAACGCAAAGCAAGCGUGUGCCAUUGAGUCAGCCGCACAUUUGAAUCCAAAUCGCGAUAUUUUUGUCAUAUUUGCUUCACCGGUUGGCAUAAAUGACUAUGAAAAUCUGCCACCAUACAUCGAUAUGCUGUGGAAAUAUGAAAACAUUCAUUUUCGAAACAUUGAUUUAUGGCGAUAUUCGAAGGACACUCCGGGCGAAGCAUGGAUCAACACCAAUAAGCUCUUUCAAUCAAACUACUUAUAUGAACACAUGUCCGACUAUUUAAGAGUACUGACGUUGUACAAAUUUGGCGGGUUUUACUUGGACUUGGACGUAGUUGUGCAAAAGAACUUUGACGAUUUGGGCGAAGAUUUUGUCGUCGAUGAUUGGAGUACAGUGCUUGCAACCAGCAUUAUGCAUUUGAAUAAUGACGGCAUCGGAUGGGAAAUUGCAACCGAAUAUUUAGAGCGAUUGACGAAAAAUUUCGAUGGUAAUGUUUUCAUUGCAAAUGGACCGAAGAUACUUACACAAACGUGUGCGGAUAUUUGUGAUACCGAGCAACGAUCGCUGUGGACACGCGAAAAAUGUGUUGGGUUAGACUUGAAACGCAAGCAACAAUUCCAUCCAAUUCAAUGGCGAGAUUACAUGAUGUAUUUUGAUGUUGAUAAAUUGAACAAAACACUGGAACUGUCGAAGAAUUCAACGAUGAUCCACGUUUGGAAUGAUCGAAGCAGUCAUAUAUCGAACAAAGUUGGAACAAAUAACGCAUAUCAAGUGAUUGCCGCAAAGAAUUGCCCAUCGGUUUAUGCAAGCAGCGAAUAUUUUUGAUUUGAUUGAUCCAAAGAACUUUAAAAUCUUACAGAAUCUUUGUCAACAAAACUUAUAGGUAUACUUUUCUAUUAGCAAAGAAUGUGACAACGUUUAGGAGUUAUUCGAUUUUAUAGUACAAAAAAAAGACAAUUAUGACUUGAAUCUAUCUAAAUAUACACAUCUCGAUUUGAAAAGAAUAUAUUUUAGAAUUAAGGAAGGCUGAAAGAGAUCAAUAAAAAUUUACCCCAAAGCAA